CACCCACAAGACAAACUCACCCUCACGUCACACAGUUUUGACACGCUGAGCGUACAUUCAUUCCAAUCUUGAAAACAGAUCUUGGACCAGUCCAUUCUUUUGCCACACACACACACACAGAGACACAAAAACACAACAAAGAACACCAUCCAAAAUGUUCACCAAGCACGCCGUCAUCGCCCUGGCCGCCGCCGCCGCCUCUGUCGGUGAGGUUGCCGCUGCCAACUUCCACCGCCAGUACCACCACGUCAUUCCUCGUGACAUCAAGUACGCCGCUACCGAGACCGUUGUUGUUGUCGCCUACGAGACGGUCACCGUCACGGCCGGCGAGGAGCCCGAGGCCACUCAGGAGGCCACCUCUUCUCCGGCGCCUGCUGCCACCUCUUCUCCGGCGCCUGCUGCCACCUCUUCUCCUGCCGUCCAGGCCCCGGACAACGCCUUCGCUCAGCCUCCAGCCCAGCAGAGCACCACUCUCGCCACCCAGACCUCCAGCAGCAGCAGCACUAGUAGCAGUAGCAGCAGCAGCAGCACUCCUGUCGCCGAGCUGCCUGAGCCCACCACCGCCAUUGUCCCCACUCUGCUGCCCUCCUCCAGCGCCGCCGCGCCUUCUUCCUCUGCUGCGCCUGUCCCCGCUCACGGCAGCAAGCGCGGUGCCGCAUUCAACGAUGCUGGCCUGGUCAACGCCCUCGUGGGCAUGACCAACAAGAUCAGCUGGUCCUACAACUGGGGCGCCUCCGAGUCUGGCCUCAACCCUGGCAUUGAAUUCGUGCCCAUGCUGUGGGGUCCUGGCCACACUGCUGGCUGGACUGAGAAUGCCGAGAAGGGCAUUGCCAACGGUGCCACGGCCCUCCUGAGCUGCAACGAGCCCGACAUUGACAGCCAGUCCAACAUCAGCCCGGCUGUUGCUGCCGCCUUCCACAAGACCAACAUGAACCCCUUUGCCAGCAAGGCCCGCAUCAGCUCGCCUGCCAUCUCCUCCAGCCAGAACGCCAACCAGGGUCUUGAUUAUCUGAAGCAGUUCUUCGCAGCCUGUGGCGGCGAGUGCGUUGUCGACUUCUGUGCCAUCCACUGGUAUGGUCCUGGCGGCGACUCGGGCGCCCAGCUCUUCCUCGACCACGUCAAGAACGCCCACGAGGGCUGCCAGAACAAGCCCAUCUGGAUCACCGAGUUCAAUGCCGAGGGUGGCGAUGUCGACCAGUUCUACCGCACCGUCAUCCCGGCUCUUGAGAGCGACGAGUUCAGCUUCGUUGAGCGCUACUCGCCCUUCUUCGUGGCCACUGGCUAUAUCAUGCAGUCCAGCAGUGCCCUCAGCUCCUGGGGCCAGAUCUUUGCCACGCUUGACUAGAUAUCUGUCUGACAUGGACUCCUGGUCCGGGUGUGCGUGGUUGGCGCUUCUUGUACGAUGGUCAGAUCUUGUUGAUGUGGCGACACGUCCUCACAUACAAGAAGACAAUGAUCUCAUUUACUUUCUAGACCUGUACAUAUAUUUUCAACAGCUUUUUUUUUCCUUCAUGCAGAGGCUUCGUGCCUGUAGGCGUCAGAUCAGGAUGGGAACUGCUUGGGAUAAGCAAUGGUUUGGGACGGGAUCAAAAGACCCCUCUAUGAGAAGGAUAUGGAUA
Molecule: messenger RNA, 1619 nt
Organism: Microdochium trichocladiopsis
Lineage: Eukaryota; Fungi; Ascomycota; Sordariomycetes; Xylariales; Microdochiaceae
Product: glycosyl hydrolase catalytic core-domain-containing protein
Exons: 2
Coding region: 155-1345 (396 amino acids)
Biological process (GO): fungal-type cell wall polysaccharide metabolic process
Cellular component (GO): fungal-type cell wall
Source: RefSeq, a predicted model, not a curated record